Messenger RNA from Diorhabda carinulata, 2154 nucleotides. RefSeq names its product mucin-4-like. The record is from RefSeq and is a predicted model, not a curated record. Lineage: Eukaryota; Metazoa; Arthropoda; Insecta; Coleoptera; Chrysomelidae. The coding region runs from base 1 to 2154 and encodes 717 amino acids. The transcript has 5 exons.
AUGACAGAAUCCGAACAAGAAAUGGAGAUAGUGGCAGCCUCUACUAGAGAACAUAAGAUCGGAUCUCCAGAAACCACAGAGGUGUCUGAAACGACAGAAUCCGAAGCAGAAACAGAGUUAGUGGCAGCCUCUACUAGAGAACAUAAUAUCGAAACUCCAGAAGUCACAGAGGUGUCUGAAACGUUCUCUGAGACGACAGAAUCCGAAAAAGAAACGGAGAUAGUGGCAGCCACUACUAGAGAACAUAAUAUCGAAACUCCAGAAGCCACAGAGGUGUCUGAGACGACAGAAUCCGAAGCAGAAACGGAGAUAGUAGCAGCUGCUACUCGAAAACAUAAGAUCGAAACUCCGGAAGCCACAGAGGUGCCAGAGACGUUCUCUGAGAUGACAGAAUCCGAAGAAGAAACGGAGAUAACGACAGAAUCCGAAGAAGAAACGGAGAUAGUGGCAGCCUCUACUAGAGAACAUAAGAUCGGAUCUCCAGAAACCACAGAGGUGUCUGAGACGUUCUCUGAGACGACAGAAUCCGAACAAGAAACGGAGAUAGUGGCAGCCUCUACUAGAGAACAUAAAAUCGAAACUCCGGAAGCCACAGAGGUGUCUGAGUCGUUCUCUGAGACGACAGAAUCCGAAGAAGAAACGGAGAUAGUGGCAGCCUCUACUAGAGAACAUAAGAUCGAAUCUCCAGAAGCCACAGAGGUGUCUGAGACGUUCUCUGAGACGACAGAAUCCGAACAAGAAACGGAGAUAGUGGCAGCCUCUACUAGAGAACAUAAAAUCGAAACUCCGGAAGCCACAGAGGUGUCUGAGUCGUUCUCUGCGACGACAGAAUCCGAAGAAGAAACGGAGAUACUGGCAGCCUCUACUAGAGAACAUAAUAACGAAACUCCGGAAGCCACAGAGGUGUCUGAGACGUUCUCUGCGACGACAGAAUCCAAAGAAGAAACGGAGAUAGUGGCAGCCUCUACUAGAGAAUAUAAGAUCGAAACUCCAGAAACCACAGAGAUCGAAACUCCAGAAGCCACAGAGAUGUCUGAGACGUUCCCUGAGACGACAGGAUCCGAAGAAGAAACGGAGAUAGUGGCAGCCUCUACUACAGAACAUAAGAUCGGAUCUCCAGAAACCACAGAGGUGUCUGAGACGUUCUCUGAGACGACAGAAUCCGAACAAGAAACGGAGAUAGUGGCAGCCUCUACUAGAGAACAUAAAAUCGAAACUCCGGAAGCCACAGAGGUGUCUGAGUCGUUCUCUGCGACGACAGAAUCCAAAGAAGAAACGGAGAUAGUGGCAGCCUCUACUAGAGAAUAUAAGAUCGAAACUCCAGAAACCACAGAGGUGUCUGAGACGUUCUCUGAGACGACAGAAUCCGAACAAGAAACGGAGAUAGUGGCAGCCUCUACUAGAGAAUAUAAGAUCGGAUCUCCAGGAACCACAGAGGUGUCUGAGACGUUCUCUGAGACGACAGAAUCCGAACAAGAAACGGAGAUAGUGGCAGCCUCUACUAGAGAACAUAAAAUCGAAACUCCGGAAGCCACAGAGGUGUCUGAGUCGUUCUCUGCGACGACAGAAUCCGAAGAAGAAACGGAGAUAGUGGCAGCCUCUACUAGAGAGCAUAAUAACGAAACUCCGGAAGCCACAGAGGUGUCUGAGACGUUCUCUGCGACGACAGAAUCCAAAGAAGAAACGGAGAUAGUGGCAGCCUCUACUAGAGAAUAUAAGAUCGAAACUCCAGAAACCACAGAGAUCGAAACUCCAGAAGCCACAGAGAUGUCUGAGACGUUCCCUGAGACGACAGGAUCCGAAGAAGAAACGGAGAUAGUUGCAGCCUCUACUACAGAACAUAAGAUCGGAUCUCCAGAAACCACAGAGGUGUAUGAGACGUUCUCUGAGACGACAGAAUCCGAAGAAGAAACGGAGAUAGUGGCAGCCUCUACUAGAGAACAUAAGAUCGGAUCUCCAGAAACCACAGAGGUGUCUGAGACGUUCUCUGAGACGACAGAAUCCGAAGAAGAAACGGAGAUAAUGACAGAAUCCGAACAAGAAACGGAGAUAGUGGCAGCCUCUACUAGAGAACAUAAGAUCGAAACUCCAGAAGCCACAGAAGCAACUGAAACUGGAGAAAUCUUUUUCAUUAGUUUUUCAACUACAGGUUAG